Messenger RNA from Caenorhabditis elegans, 891 nucleotides. RefSeq names its product Nematode cuticle collagen N-terminal domain-containing protein (gene col-106). Bases 1 to 891 code for a protein of 296 amino acids. Lineage: Eukaryota; Metazoa; Nematoda; Chromadorea; Rhabditida; Rhabditidae. Gene Ontology annotation, molecular function: structural constituent of cuticle. The record is from RefSeq and is marked reviewed. The transcript has a single exon.
AUGGGCGCCUUCGGGACAUUAGCAUGUGCUUCCGCUACGGUCCUCACAAUCGGAUCCUUGGCAACGAUGUGCCUUAUCGUUUCCGACAUCAAUGGGCUUUACAACGACGUGAUGGAAGAGUCCCGAACAACUCGUGAGGUUGCUGAUGACGCCUGGGAGGAGCUGCUCCGCAAGAACGGAGCCCCUGAAGCUUCCCGUGCCGCUGUGACCGCCAUGCUAUUCGGAAGAAAUAAGAGAAACGCUCAGUGUAACUGUGGAGCCAAGAGCAAGGGAUGCCCAGCAGGACCACCUGGACCACGUGGACCAAAUGGUGCUCCAGGACUUGACGGACCAGAUGGGCUUGAUGGACCUGAUGGACAUCCUGGAUAUGCUGCGGCAAUCAAGGAGAAUUUUGGAGGAGCUUGCAUCUCUUGCCCAGCAGGACCAGCUGGACCACCAGGGCCAGAUGGUUGUGCAGGAGAGCCGGGAACCGAUGGCGCCCCAGGAGAAGACGGACAGAAUGGAGCACCAGGAUCCCCAGGAGGACCAGGAGAGACCGGACCACAAGGACAUCAAGGAAAGCCUGGAAGAGCCGGACCACGAGGACCACCGGGAGCCAAGGGACAAACCUACCUUCCAGGAUCAGCAGGACAUCCAGGAAACAGUGGACGUCGUGGACCACCUGGACCACCGGGAGCCAAUGGAAAGAACGGAAAGCAGGGAGCCGAUGGAAUUCCAGGCGCCGGAGGAGCACCAGGACAACACGGAGUUCCUGGAGUCGAUGGAUCCGAUGGAGCACCGGGAGAGGAUGCCGCGCCAGGUGGAGACGCUGCCUACUGUCCAUGCCCAACGAGAUCGGUGGCUGUCGAGGCAGCGCCAUCGCAGGCAGAGCAGAUCUACAAGACUCAUUAG